Messenger RNA from Racocetra persica, 171 nucleotides. The record is from the annotation of a GenBank genome assembly. NCBI's taxonomy places the organism in Eukaryota, Fungi, Glomeromycota, Glomeromycetes, Diversisporales, Gigasporaceae.
AUUCAAAAUGAAACUCUUCAAGAUCAAUUUAACGAUUUGAAAAAAGAAUUAAAACAAAAGGAAGAAAAAAUACAAGAACUACAAGAAGAAUUAAAUAUUAAAGAAUCAUGUAUUAAUGAAUUAUUAGAGCAUAUUUUAUACUAUAUGACACAUUUUGGACCUGCAUUUCAA